Selaginella moellendorffii is the source of this 3286-nucleotide messenger RNA. Its product is annotated as E3 ubiquitin-protein ligase UPL6. NCBI's taxonomy places the organism in Eukaryota, Viridiplantae, Streptophyta, Lycopodiopsida, Selaginellales, Selaginellaceae. Gene Ontology annotation, biological process: ubiquitin-dependent protein catabolic process; protein polyubiquitination. The transcript has 26 exons. Bases 78 to 3164 code for a protein of 1028 amino acids. The record is from RefSeq and is a predicted model, not a curated record. Gene Ontology annotation, molecular function: ubiquitin protein ligase activity.
CAGACGAGGGCAAGCAGAAGGAUUAUGGCGAUUUAGUAGCGUAGCGGGCUUGCAGCGUCCUGGAUUUCUAGGUCACGAUGUUCUUCUCCGGCGAUCCGGGGCUGCGGCGCAAGGUGGAGCUGCGAGGGCGCAGCUCUAAGGAGAGCGAUCGGCAAGGGACUCUCAACAGGGUCAAGGACGAGCGCGAGCAGCGGCAGCGAGCGCGGCUGCGGCAGCAAGGCGCUCUUCGAAUCCAGAAAUGCUUUCGGGGAAGGCGAGACGUAGCGGUCAAUCAGGUCCUCAUUCGAGAGAAAUUCGUCGCAGCUUUCGGAGAAUUUAGCGAUAGAGCGGACAGGAACGUCUUCAAGCCCGAGUCUUUAUAUCUUCCUCAGAUUUUCUUCAUGAUCUCUCCGAAAAAUUCAGCGGAUUUCUACCGGCUGGCUGGAGCUUGCCGCCAUUUUCUUCGAUGCAUGAGUGAAACGGAAGGUGGUGUCUUUUCGGUUUUUGUUAGCGGAGACUAUACGACUCAAAGAUGUGCUAUUAACUAUAGAGUGAAGCAUUUUGCGAUUCUUUGUCUACAAGGUCUCUACCAUCACCGAGAAUCACUUAAGGAAGAGUUAAUGCUUCCAGAAGAUGGAUCCAGAGACGAUGUCGCAGGGGUUCUCGUGCGCACGAUUCUCAGCCUUGCAACGGUCGAGUUGCCUUGGUCUGGAAGUCUUAUUGAGCACCUUGCACUCAACAAGAUGUUUUGUCUUCUUCGUGAUCUCGUCUUGACAUUGAAAAACACAGAUGCUCGAUCAUUGGUGAUGUUAUCUUUGGAGCGGCUUGUACAUCAGCUCUCUGUUUUGUAUGUGGAAAAGUUUCAGUACUUGAAGCCGGUGCCAUUUACCUGGAGUCUCCCGGCUCAGAUAUUUUCUGUUCCACUUCUCUGGCGACGACUUCCGCGUCUGAAAGAGGUCAGCGUUACGGACGGUGUUUGGGCUUUUGUUGUUCAUCAAACAGCCAUAAAUAAACUUGACUUGAGGACCUCUCUUCCUUCUGAUGUAAGCCCUGAGUUUCCGUCAUUUGUUUGCUUGCUGGGAAACCUCUUGGAAAGCUCACGACUCGCCAUGCAACAACCAAACGCUAUGAUUCAGCUGGUCACAGAUAUAGCAAAUGUAGCACGGACUCUGUUGAGCACUCCACCGAUAACCUGUGCUCUUUGUCCGAAGGAAACGUUCAGUGAUGCCAGCGAGGACGACGACAUGAAAAUUGACAUUGAAGAGAGCUUUGCUUUAGAACCAGCAUUGAUAUCCCAGCUAAAGCACGCGUCUGAUGGGAUGUUCCUGAAAGAAAUGGUGAGGGUUGCCUUCUCACAAGCUCCACUCGAUUUGAAUACGGUUGCUACACCAUUUGGUGGUGCUCCGGAAGCCAGUGCGGUUUCUGCCGUUUGCGGCUUUUUAUAUGCGGCAUUUUCUGUACUGGAUAGAACUACAAUAGUCUCGCGCUUGGCAUACGUUGCGAACCUGGUGCCUCCACUGUGGCAAUAUAUUACUUCUUGUCGGCUGAAUAACAACUGGCCAGCGAUCGAGCUGCCUUCUCAGGAUGCGCAGCUAUCACCAGAGCUACUUGGUUGGAUGCUGCCACUUGCGGUUUUCUGUCCCGUCUUCAGUCAUCUGCUUUUUAGCAUGGACAACGAUGAGUUCUACAACAUGAAACAACCGAUAAGUAUAGAAGAUGUUAAGCAACUGGUGCUUAUUUUGAAGGAGGGACUCUGGCAGCUUCUGUGGGUUAUGCCUUUCAAGCCGUCAGCCUUCGUCGCUUCCGAUAUAUUUGUGUUUCAAAACAUGCGUCAAUUUUUUAUAAAUGUCUCUGCAAGUCUACUGGCGGAGCUGCAUGACCGCAAUAGCAAGCGGCAGUUUGCACCAUCACACACAUUUCAUGCAAGGGAAGCGAUUGAAGAAAGCUUUUUCCACCAGGCAGAAGGGGAGAAUACCAAAGCCCGGGAGGUUCUCAACAGAGCUCCUUUUCUAAUACCGUUCACACUCAGAGUUCGUGUAUACACGGCUCAACGAACUGCUGCAAGGCAAAACACGUCCCGCCAAUAUGGACUUCAAAUCAAAGUGCAACGAGAUCGUAUUAUCGAGGACGCCUUUAUGCAGUUCAAUGUGCUCAGCGACGAGUCUCUGCGGGGAACGAUCAGAGUUUCUUACGUCAAUGAACUCGGUGCUGAGGAAGCCGGAGUCGACGGAGGCGGCAUUUUUAAAGAUUUUAUGGAAAACAUAACCAGUGCAGGUUUUGACAUACAAUAUGGCUUGUUCAAGGAAACUGCGGACCAUCUUUUGUAUCCUAACCCAGCGUCCCAUAUGGUCAACGACGAGCAUCUGCAAUACUUCGAGUUUUUUGGCAAAAUAUUGGGAAAGGCAAUGUUUGAAGGGAUUCUCGUGGACAUACCUUUUGCCAUGUUUUUCCUGCGUAAGCUGAGGAAGAAGCACAAUUACCUACACGAUUUACCUUCGCUGGAUCCAGAGCUUUAUAAGAAUCUACUUUUCUUGAAGAACAACCCAAAUAUGGUGCAGCAGCUGGGCCUCUAUUUCGUAAUUGAAGACAAUGAAUAUGGAGAGCAAUUAGAGGUAGAGCUUCUUCCAGGGGGAAAGGAUAUCCAAGUCACCAAAGACAACGUCUACCGAUACAUUCACUUGGUAGCAAAUCACCGUCUGAAUCACCAGAUCCGGCAACAAAGUAACCAUUUUUUGCGUGGCUUUCAACAACUUAUAAGCCCGGAAUGGUUAGAUAUGUUCAACGAGCACGAACUCCAGAUCCUUAUCUCCGGAUUUGAAGAUGCCAUGGACAUAGACGAUCUCCAUCACAACGUGAACUAUGGUGGUGGCUAUCAUGAGAACCAUCCGGUGAUUCAGAUGUUCUGGGACACCGUGAAAGCCCUGGAUGCAAAUAUGCAGCGGAAGUUCCUAAAGUUCGUUACAGGAUGCUCGAGAGGGCCAUUGCUCGGCUUCAAAUACCUGGAGCCUCGAUUUUGCAUCCAGAAGACCGCUCCCGAAGGCGCAGCAGAGGAGGCUCUUGACAGACUCCCCACGUCGGCGACUUGUUUGAACCUCCUGAAACUCCCUCCUUACAAAAGCAAGGAUACGAUUCGUGAGAAGCUACUCUAUGCAAUAGCUGCCGAAGCUGGAUUCGAUCUCAGCUGAGUGACUAAGCUCUGUACAGAAAAAGCAAAAGUUUUGAGGAGAUUUUGCGUUCCUCCUUUGUAAAUUGGAAAAUUUGGAACCCGGUUAACGAGCGUUUUGUAGGAAGCUUGAGAAGGUUCAAA